Molecule: messenger RNA, 1204 nt
Organism: Amorphotheca resinae ATCC 22711
Lineage: Eukaryota; Fungi; Ascomycota; Leotiomycetes; Helotiales; Amorphothecaceae
Exons: 2
Coding region: 36-812 (258 amino acids)
Source: RefSeq, a predicted model, not a curated record
CACCAACCCAAAAGGUUUCAAGCUCAAAAUCCAUAAUGUCAAGUACUCCACGUCCCAUUCGAUCUGUUUCCAACACUGAGUUGUAUGACCGGUGGGCUAAAGUCUAUGACACCGACGGCAACAUCUUGCAAGCACUUGAUGACCACAUGCUGCCUCCCCUCAUCGACCGAGUCUUCAAGCUGCUCUCCUCCUCCUCACCACUGACCAUCACCGAGCUUGGCGCAGGAACUGGGCGGAACACCGUCAAACUCCUAUCCACUGCCCUCCCAAUCUCUCGCAUCAAUGCUCUGGAUCUAAGCCCUGGUAUGCUCGCCGUUGCCAAGUCUCGGUGCGCUGGCGCUCUAGGAUCUGAUGGCCAGGCUCCCCAGGUCGCGUUCUACGAUUUCGACGCCCUGCGCCCCGCCAACUAUCCCCUUGUUGCCUCUCUCUCACUAACAGCAGACCUUGUCGUCUCCACGCUCGUCCUGGAGCACUUACCCCUGUCUGACUUUUUCCGGACUGUAAAAUGGCUUCUUAAACCAGAGGGCGGCUAUCUAGUGUUGACGAAUAUGCAUGCCGACAUGGGCCGGAAAUCACAGGCCGGUUUUGUAGAUGAAGAGACGGGGGAGAAGGUUAGAGGGGAGAGCUUUGUAUAUGAGGUUUCAGAGGUGCUGGAGGAGGGCAAGAAGUGGGGGUUUGUGCUUGAGGGGGAGGUGGGCGAGAGGGGUGUGAGGAAGGAGGACAUUGGUGAGGGUAGAUUGUUGGGGGAGAGGGGCAAGAAAUGGAUUGGUUGUUUGUGUUGGUUUGGAUGUGUGAUGCGGCUUAAGGUUUGAGGAGUGAGAAACUGGGUUGAGAGUGGAGUGCAUAAUGCAAAGAAGGGAAGAAUAUGUUUGUGUCCAAGCAGAUAUAGAUACAAUUGACUUCCUUACACACCUUCCUUCAUACUUAUAGUACAAUUGAUGUCUUGUUCGUAAUUACACUCCCGGCCUAAACCCCUACUGUGCGCGCCAAAUUCGUGGUUGAGGUCUUUUGGAAGUUUCAGAACAUUCCCCACACAUGUGAAAAGAGUACAAAAUCAAUUAAUAAUUUUGUACAAGGUUCCAUUGGACCGCUGUAUUUGGGUUGUAGAAGUUUGAUGUGGAGAACUGCUCAGAUGAUUCGAUCCUUGCGAGGUCCCCAGUCCCUCGAUCAGUCUUUUGCUGAAACUUCUGGAACUGUAAUGGCC